Messenger RNA from Corchorus capsularis, 2688 nucleotides. The record is from the annotation of a GenBank genome assembly. NCBI's taxonomy places the organism in Eukaryota, Viridiplantae, Streptophyta, Magnoliopsida, Malvales, Malvaceae.
AUGACUUGGUCUAGGCGGAUGCGAGAUGGAAUGGUUUUUGAAAAGCUGGAUAGAUGCCUUGUGACAGAAAGUUGGUUUCAUCUUUUUACAUUUUCUUUUAUUAGAGUGUUGAUUAAACCGGGUUCAGAUCACUUACCCUUGUUAGUGCAUGUGCUGAAUAAACCACAUAAGGAAAUUCGGAAUUGUAAACAAUUUAGAUUUGAGCAUAUGUGGGUGGCACAUGAAGAGUCUAGUGCUGUGAUAGAAGAGAGUUGGAAUCGGGAUGAAGAAGCAAAUGUUCAACAAUGCAUUGUUAAUUGUGGUCAAGCUUUAGAAAAUUGGGAUGUCACGGUAUUUGGUAAUGUUCGCUAUGGUAUUCAGAGGAAGAAGAAAGAACUUGAGCAAGCAUACAUCACGGCGCAAGUAACUGGGGUCUCACGACAAUUGCAUGACUGUUUAGAUGAGUUUAAUGAUUUAUAUGAUCGUGAGGAGAUUAUGUGGAGACAAAGAUCGAAAGUUUCUUGGCUGCGAGAAGGAGAUAGAAAUUCGAGGUUCUUUCACUCAGUUGUCAAUACCCGAAAGGCUAAAAAUAAUAUUGCUUCCAUUCAGGACGAUGGUGGAAAUUGGCAUUCUGAGAUCAAAACAGUUGAAAAAGUGGUGGUUGAUUAUUUUAAGCAGAUUUUUAUUACUUCGAAUCCACUGCAUUCAGAUAUUGAGCACGUAUUGGGAACAGUAGAUCAGAGAGUCACGGCAGAGAUGAAUGCUAAGUUGAAUAGACCCUUUACAGUGGAGGACAUCAGAGUUGCAGCUUUUGAUAUGGGAGCAGACAAAUCACCAGGUCCAGAUGGCAUGACUCCGUUGUUUUAUCAACAAUAUUGGCAUAUUGUUGGGGAAAAGGCUAGUGAGAUGGCGUUGGCUUUUCUGAAUUUACGACAAGCUUUGCCUGAUAUUAAUCAUACUAGUGUUGUGUUGAUUCCGAAAAAUGAGCAUCCUUGUAUGGUUAAGGAUUACCGUCCAAUUAGUUUGUGUAAUGUAGUGUUUAAAAUUGUUUCAAAAGCAUUAGCUAAUCGUUUAGGAGAAAUCUUGCCGGAGGUUAUUGGACCGAAUCAGAGUGCAUUUGUUCCGGGACGUAUGAUUUUUGAUAGUUCUUUUAUUGUUUUUGAGACGAUUCACUAUAUGAAGAAUAAACGUGCUGGAGGGGCGAAUCAUAUGGCGCUUAAGCUCGAUCUAAGUAAGGCCUAUGAUCGUGUGGAAUGGGCCUUUUUAGAAGGAAUGAUGCUUCGUUUGGGAUUUUCACAGCAAUGGACUUCUUUGGUUAUGUCGUGUGUGACAACAGUUUCCUAUUCAAUCAUGGUAAAUGGGACGAAUACAGAAAAAUUUAGUCCAUCUAGAGGAAUCAGGCAAGGAGAUCCAUUAUCUCCUUAUUUAUUCCUUUUUUGUAUGGAAGGACUAUCUUGUUUAUUACAGAGGGCGGAACUAGAUGGUCAUAUUAGGGGUGUUGCAAUUAACAGAUAUGCUCCUACAAUUUCACAUUUGUUUUUUGUCGACGACAGUAUUUUAUUUUUAAGGGCAUCUCUUCGUGAAUGUGAUGUUGUUCUUGAUUUGCUCCGUCAGUUCUCUCUAGCUUCAGGACAACAGGUUAAUGUUGAUAAAUCGGCUAUACUCUUUAGUUCCAACACACCUGUGUGUUUGCGGGAGUCUAUUAUGCAGCAUUUAGGUGUUCAAAAGAUACUGGAUCGAGAUCGCUAUUUGGGUAUACCGAUUAUGAUUGAUAAAUCCAAGAAAGCUGAGUUACAACUCAUCAAGGAUCGAUUAUGGAAGCGUCUUCAACGAUGGAAAGGUAGUCUAUUGUCUAUUGCAGGUACAGAUACUUUGAUAUGGAACUCAACGGUGAAUGGAAGCUAUACGGUACGUAGUGGAUAUUAUGUGGCCCGAAGUUUAUUGGGACACGAUGAUAUACACGUUGAUGAUCGUUCACCAGUCUGGAGACUUAUUUGGAGUGCUCAUGUAUUGCCUAAGGUAAAGUAUUUCUUUUGGCGAGUUAUUCAGGAUAUUCUGCCCACUAAGCCACAAUUACAGCGACGAGGAGUUCCAAUAGAUUUGAAUUGUGUUGUUUGUGGUGGAAAUGAAUCUUCUCUUUAUCAUGUCUUUUUUGAGUGCACUUUUAGUAGGCAGGUAUGGGUUAUUGCUUGUCCCUGGUUACCUGUAUAUCUAGAAUCCUAUGAGUAUGGAGCCUCAUUCCGACGGGAUCGUCAGUCACAAACUAUUGUACGGCAGCAAUGGACACCUCCAACACAAGGACGGGUAAAGAUCAACACAGAUGCAGCUUUUAGUCAACACCGACAGGAAGCAGCUUUGGGUGUUGUUUUUCGUGAUACGGAUGGCCAUGUUUUGCUAUCCGGUAUAACGAGAAUUACCAAUGUGCCUAAUAGUCUAUUUGCUGAGAUGUACACAAUUCGUUUUGGGUUAUUGUUAGCUCUUUCUUAUAGUUUUGUUACUUGUGAAGUGGAGAGUGAUAGCUUAUUGGCUAAUAUAGAACUAAAUAGGCAAACACCUUCAUUAUGGGAAGGUGGUUCUUUAAUUUUGCAGAUUAAGCACAUUGUAUCUAGUUUUGAUUUUUGUUCUUUUAAACAUGUAAGUAGGGUAGCGAAUACUUUGGCUCAUAAUCUAGCCCAUCUUGAUUGUGAUGUAGGGGCUAAUUAUGUCUGA